AUGGAAAUUCAUUAUCCUCAACCCUUUUAUUCAAUAGAAUAUGAACAACCAGAUAUAGAAGAUUUACGCGUAGUGAUUGGCGUAGGCUUUGCUUACGCUUAUAUUCAAGAUAAUAAAGCAAAAACUAAUGUUAUAGUAAAUGAAAAUUGGGGAAAUUUUAAGAGCCCUAAUAAAACUAAUACUGUAUUGCAAUAUGACGUAUCUUAUAGUAAAGUUGAUUGUUGGGGAGCUCGUGCAUUAAGUUCAGAGCCAAAAAGGAAAAAAUUUAAUUUACCAAAACCGGUAGAAUACUUUAAAUUUUAUUUGGGAGAUGUCCCAGAAAGCAAAAAACCAAAAUUACCGCCUGGAAUUACUUUUGAAAAAGCGAUAGCUGAUUAUCUCCGCGAAAUGGAUUUUUAUAGACAUGUGCGACUUGUCUUUACUGUACCAGCUGAAUUCAAUGAGAAUACGAAAACAAUUAUGAGAAAAUGUAUAUACAAUGCUGGCUUGAUCAAAAAUAUCGGCACAUUAAAUCUUCAAUUUACUACUGAACCGGAGGCUGCUUCAAUUCAUUGUAUGAAUAAAUUAAAAGAACUAAACUUAACUACAGGAGCAACAUACUUAGUUGUCGAUUGUGGUGGAGGAACCGUGGAUUUAACAGUUAGAAAACUACUAUCAGAUGAUCGAAUUGCGGAAACAACUGAGCGCACGGGUGAUUUUUGUGGUGGUACUUAUGUUGACGACGAAUUCCUAAAAGUUUUAGAGGAAAAAGUAGGUAAAUCUGCAAUGAGAAUGCUAAAGGAGAAGCACUAUGAUCAGAUUAAUUAUUUGAUACACAAAUAUUUUUGCCCUGAAAUUAAAAUUCCGUUCACCGGUGAAAGGUCCGAGUUCGAAGACAUUGAACUGGACAUUGAGAAAAAAUGCCCUGCGCUCAGUCAAUACAUCACCGGACCAGAAAAAAAUAGAUUGGAUGAAGAGGAAUGGAUCAUUGAUCUUGACUUUGAUACUGUAAAAUCCUUUUUCGAUCCAGUCAUUGCAAAAAUUUUAAGGUUAAUUGGAGUACAAUUGUCAAUGACUCCAAGUUGUUCGGUGCUAUUUUUAGUGGGGGGUUUUGGUGAGUCGAAGUACCUACAAUCUAGAAUUAAAGAAAGAUUUGAAGGUCAAGUGACAGUAGCAAUUCCACCUAAUCCUGCUACAGCAAUUGUAACGGGUGCAUGUGAAUAUGGACUUGAUAUGAAGACUGUGACCACGAGGGUAUUAAAAUGGACAUAUGGUGUUCAAACUUCUAAACUUUGGAAAACUGGAGAUCCACUGUCACGCAAGGGAUCUGAUGGCAGGAUAGAAAAAUUUUUGUUAUUAGCUAGAAAAGGGACAGAAGUGGAUGUUAAUGAAGAAUUUUCUAAAAGUUUGUGGCCAGUUUAUCCGGAUCAAACUUCUAUACUGUUUGAAUUUUUUUAUACUACAAAAUAUAAUGCAACGUAUUGCGAUGAACCUGAAAUGAAAAAAUUGGGUAGUUUUGAGGUUCAAGGUCUGCCCACUGAACAAUCAGGAUUAGAUCGCUCAGUAAUGAUAACAUUACGUUUUGCGUCUAUGGAAAAUACUGUUGCAACAGCAAAGAGUAUGCAUAGUGGUGAAGUUUAUCGUACGGUAUUUACUAACAAAGAAUGA
This is a messenger RNA of Cetraspora pellucida, 1647 nucleotides long. NCBI's taxonomy places the organism in Eukaryota, Fungi, Glomeromycota, Glomeromycetes, Diversisporales, Gigasporaceae. The record is from the annotation of a GenBank genome assembly.